Molecule: messenger RNA, 133 nt
Organism: Entrophospora candida
Lineage: Eukaryota; Fungi; Glomeromycota; Glomeromycetes; Entrophosporales; Entrophosporaceae
Source: the annotation of a GenBank genome assembly
GUGCAUAGUCAGAAAGUCAGAAUUAGUUUAAAUCAGCUUGUGAUCUUAAGUUAUUUGGCUUGUGAAUUGGGUUUUUCUUCAGGACUCAAAGAUGAAUUUAGAUUUAGUGAAGGAUUUGGAUACCCACCCACGA